GAUUUCGGUGUGGGGGAACCCCCCCUUAGGUAAAGCUUCACAUGUCCUUGAGUUUAGAUUGCAUAGAGCACGCUACUAUACAUGAUACCUGUAUUGAGUAUGGAACCGCCAUGAUGCUUGUCGUCUUGCAUCAGAUAAAAAUUUGGGAUAAAUGUCCGAUAAAAAUGUAGGACAUUGCCCCUGUGCUGCGUUUUUGGGAAUACGUUUGAUCACUAUUAACUACAGGCGUUUUUAUCUCUCUGAUUUUUAUCUCUCUGGUCUAGCAGCAAAUAGUGAAUAUAUGUUAUUUUAUUUUACACCGGUCUCAUCUCAACUACUCCAUUGCUAUGCAAGUUUUUUAAAAAGCAUGAGUCAUGCAUGUCUUUCUUCCAGAGUGCCGCAGCACACACGCGCACACAUGCACACGCAGUUCGGUGCAGCAGCGCAUCCCGCGCCUCACUGCAGUGAAAAACGUCCCAUCCACCUACAGCACACACGCAUUGCGUCUCCGCUAGUUUUUUUUUUUAUAGCUCCCAUCAACACCAACGCGUUAGGAGUAGCUGAACGCGCCUUAUCGACAUUAUAAAUCAGAAAAUAAAUAAAGGAAUAACUUUGUUGUUCGAACCAGAGGAGCUUUUCUGCAUCUAAAGCCUUGUCAGCCUCGACAACAUGGGUCUCAAAAGCCAGGACCCCCUGCCUCCCACGAGCAAUCUCACCUCAGGACAAGUGGGCUCCUUCCAGAAGUUGGAGCCUAAAACCUUGGGGGCCAUCCAGAUCAUCAUCGGGUGUCUUGUCCUCUGCCUGAGCGCCUCUGUGUUGCAGCUCCACGAGAUCCACUUCACUGGUGAUGUCGCUGUCCUUUUGAUUGUUGUCUUACAGCUCAUCCUGUCUGGGUCGGUCCUUGUCCACGCGGGCAAGAAGCCUUCUCUCUUUUGGGUGAAAUGUACCCUGGUGCUGCACUUGAUUAGUGCUGCCUUCUCCACGGCUGCUCUGGGCCUGAUGUCCAAACACCUGCCCUACCGCCAGGACUCCUACCACUGUGAACACUGCCGGAGACUGGAGCUGCAUGCCGUGCUCCUGAUUGACGGCAUCAUAGGUACUCUGGUUAUCUUCCUUAUUCUGGAGCUGCUCAUCUGCAUCACAGCCAUGCUGUUUGGCCUCAGUGUGCUGGCCUCAAGUGGUGGAAUGCAGUCAUCCAGUGGAUCUCAGCGCCCAGCCUACCCCCAGACUCGCCCCCCGGCAGGUCCCCCUGCUGUGCAGGCUGCAGCAUCUCAGGUGGCCGUUGUUGUCACUGAACCUGAUUCCGACCAGGUAGAGGAGGUCUCCACUCCCCCCACUGACCCACAGGUGGAGCCCAUCGAGGCGGCUGAGCCCUAAACCAAACCUCCUUCAUCCUCCACUCCAGCCACUUGGGCCGGAUUAUAUGCGCAACAGUGUUGGUCUUAAUCUGAAUUCCAAAUCGAGCCCUAGACAGUUCUGUAGAUCUGAAACGAUUAGAUAGGUGGUGGAAAUUCCACCCAGCCUACCUAAAGGCAAGGUGAAGCAUUUGGCCUACAUACUGUUCAAACCUUUCAUAUCCUUUCAGAUCUACAGUAAUGCCAAGGGGUAUAGGGGCUAGGGGUUCAUUGGGAAUUCAGCUUUCUAAGGAGAUGGUGUGGUGACUGGCAGGGCAAAUUCUCAUGAAUGACAUAUAACUGUUUUGCCGUAAAUGAAGGCACUCAAACCUGUAUUGCCUCAGUAAUUAUUAAGCUAUAUAAAAUGGGAAGAAAAUGUCAAUUGUUACCAAUGUUAUUCAUUUUGAGGAUGUUUGCAAAGCUACGAGACUGAUUAUAAGUAUUAUCAUGGAUGCAGAAAGUGAAGGAUGAACAUAUAGGACAGGGGUUCUACAUCUCUGAUCCUGAGGAGGGUAUGCAGGCUUUUGUUCUAGCCCAACACUAACACAGCAGUUUCAAAUAACCACUAAUCAAGGUCUUAGUUUCUAACACUGUCACUGCAUGGAUUGGAGGAUUCUAGGGACUAACUGAAGCUAAUGUAAAAUUGUAUGUAGGUAUACUUCCAUUGCUUCUUUUGUUGUUUUUUGGUGGCAUCACACUUUUUGAGACCAAAUAAUACACGCUUUUAUCACUACCGUGUCAUAAUACUGUAUAGUGAUGUAUUCAUGAUGCUUUACAUAAUAUAAUUCUGUUCAUUGUUUUUAGUCUAGUUUUGCACAUUCAUGUAUUUUAAAGUGAAUGAUAUCACAGCUCGAAUCACUUACCAAGCUAACCAACCAAUGCUGGCAAUGUAUUGUCUAGCUCAUUGAGAGGAUUGUAUCAUGUUAGAAUAUAGAAUAGUUGUAGAUGAACACUGAUGAACACAUUAGAAAAAAGCAAGCAAAUACAUGCCACAUCAACACACAGAAUACGUAAUUGAUCCCUACCAUAGCCUAACCUUUUCCGUGUGUGUUAUGAUUCCAUCAUAAGAAACCUGACUUGUAUGGCAUUUGUUUGAAUAUCUACUUUCUUUAUUUUUAUUUUUUUUAUUUUUUAUUUUAUUGAACAAUUUGCUCUAGCAAAGCAAAAUAGUCUCUUGCGUAUGCUCUAAUAUUCUAGACAUACUAAAAUACUCAAACAGUAAGAAUAUUCUGGACUGCCCUAAAAAAAUAAUAAAAUGCAUGUCCAUUUGACAUUUUAACCAAAAGCUAACUGACAUUGUAGUACUCGUUUUUGUGUCAUUCCAGCCCAUGUUGACCACUGAACUAACUUUUGCAGUUCUUCCUUUUGCGACAUUACAGCACUUGUCGACCACCCUCCACCUGUUUUCAUUGUGAAGAAAAGUCACUGCUGUUACUGUAAUAUUUGUGCAUGGUCCACUGAUGCCUUGUCCUCACAAGAGGGCAGCAUUGGUGAAUGCGUUGAUGUUCUAAAGGUCUGGUUUGCUGUUUAUUUACAAUGUGUUUGACUGUGCUAUUGAUAUGGGUAUUUCUGUUAACAUGCAAUAAAGUAAGUCUUUCAGAGCCAA
Messenger RNA from Oncorhynchus kisutch (coho salmon), 2979 nucleotides. RefSeq lists its product as uncharacterized. The coding region runs from base 649 to 1356 and encodes 235 amino acids. Gene Ontology annotation, cellular component: membrane. The record is from RefSeq and is a predicted model, not a curated record. The transcript is spliced from 8 exons. NCBI's taxonomy places the organism in Eukaryota, Metazoa, Chordata, Actinopteri, Salmoniformes, Salmonidae.